Molecule: messenger RNA, 1745 nt
Organism: Paramecium octaurelia
Lineage: Eukaryota; Ciliophora; Oligohymenophorea; Peniculida; Parameciidae
Source: the annotation of a GenBank genome assembly
AUGUUUGGUAAAGUGAUUGUCUUAAUCAUGUCAAUAUUAAGUCAUCUUCUCAUUUACAAUUUUAUAAGGAUUUCGCUUGUGUAUAAAAAUAAGUAAGAAGUUGAACAAAUAUUAACAUACCUGAACAAAUACUUAACAACAACCUAUUAUGCUCCUCCAGCCAAUCAUUCUGCAGUACAAAUUUAUUUGCCAUUUUUAGUAUAAUUCAAUUCUGGUCAAACCAGAAUACGACUAUUGUAAAAGAUCAGACAUAUACAAAUUUUAUCACCCUGAUGUCAUUAUGACCGACACGUAUACUUUUCGUGAAGCCAGAGGAGUUAUCAGAGAUGCAUUGAGAUCGUCAUAUUAUGAUUGCAUUCCCAAAAUGUACUUUAAAAUACAGAAUACUUAAAGUAACCAUCUAUAUUCUAAUAAAUACCUAGUCUUAUCUAAAUAUGUGUUACCAGAACAAUUGACUUUACCAUUCACCUACUACGACUAAUUGAUACAUAAAUUUAAAGUUGGAUAAGGUAGAGAUUAUUUUAUAGAUAUUAGCUUCUCUAUGCUUGUUCUAAAAAUAUAACCAUUUGCCAUCAAGACACGUUCUCUCUCAUAAAGACAACCUUAUGAAUAACUAAUAUAAAUACAUAGACUCUCUACGAGAGAAAGGUGUUGAUUAAGAGUGUAUCAACAAUGCAACCUUCAUCCCGAAAACCUAUCGUUUAUUUUAGAAAUAAGAUUGCAAGGAAUUUUUCGAUUAUUUGAAUUCUAGUGAGUAUUAGGACAAAAUAGCUGAGGAAGGACCCUAAUUUAUUACCAAAGUAGGUUUAGAGGUUCAUAGAGGCAGAGGUAUAAAAGUCCUGUUUCCUGCCGAAACUAAAAAAUUGUAAGAGACUUAUCGAUAUGGUAAGAGAUGCGGAUUAGAUCAUUCACUGUUAGUAGCACAAUAGUAUAUUGGAAAUCCGAUGCUCUACAAUAAACAUAAGAUAGAGUUUCGAAUAUAUUGGGUCCUGGCCUCCACCAACCCAAUAAUAGCCUAUGCUUAUGAUAACACCUUAAUCAGAAGGUGUAUAGCUCCUUUUGAUAAAUUUUCUUUGAAUAAGGAGGCUCAUGUUUGUAAUACAGCCAUCGUGAAGAGUACUCUGAAAUAGAGAGGAUCUGAUUUGGAUAUGGAUGAUGAAAAUGCUGAUGAAUCUGAAUUGUUUAUUGAUUGGAAAUUAGAUUAUUUGCAAGAGUUGCUACUAAAAUAGGGGAAGAUUAAGGACAAAAAGUGGCUCUAAAAUUAUCUCUAUCCUACAGUUGAUAGAAUGAUCAUCCAUUCUAUUAAGUCUGUGGAAGGAUAGAUAACAAAAGACAGUAGAUUAGCAGAGUUCUUUGCUGCUGAUUUUAUUUUGACUGAUGAUCUGAAAAUUCACAUCAUGGAAAUUAAUUAUAACCCUUAAACACUCAAGACUACACCUGCAAGAGAGAAGCAACAUACCAAGAUGACUUAGGAUAUGAUUGAUAUUCAAAAUGCCUAUCUUAGGAGCAAGUACUUAAGAUUUAAGAAGAUCAUUCUGAAAAUAGUAGCUAAGAUGAAAAAAGAAAAAAGACCUCUCGAUUAAACUCUUACACCUAAAAUUAUAGAGGAAAUAAACGAAGCAUACAAGGAUAAGCUAGAUUAAGGAAUAAAACUAUAAGAUGACAAUCUAUUCAGAUUAGUAAUGGAUGAAAACUUGCCAGGGACAAAACAAUAUAAGAAUCUAAUUUAGACCAAAUGUUUAUGA